This is a messenger RNA of Pistacia vera, 1307 nucleotides long. RefSeq lists its product as uncharacterized. The transcript has a single exon. Lineage: Eukaryota; Viridiplantae; Streptophyta; Magnoliopsida; Sapindales; Anacardiaceae. The record is from RefSeq and is a predicted model, not a curated record. Bases 78 to 1157 code for a protein of 359 amino acids.
ACUCAAAACCAAAAUCAAGAAAUCAGAAACAGCAACCGUCCCAUUAAUAGCACCUUCCUCUUGAUUUUUUCAAACCCAUGCUCCCAUGCCCAUCUCGUGCUGCUUCUGUUUCUUUCUCUCAUCACUCUGAUCUCCCUCUUCUGUCCUCACCAACAAUAUUACUUAACCUCCCCCCUCUCUUUCGUAAUUUACCAUCAUUCAACACUAACAGAAUGCUGGAUACACAAAACAUUGCAGCUGCUUGUGACAGCCUCCACCAACACAUCUUUGAAAACUCUUUACCAGAAAAACCAUCUUUACUUAAUUCCUUCUCUCCAUGGAACCAAAUCAAACCUGACAAAUCCUCCUUCAUUGAAAUGUUCGGUGAACUUCAUUUCAAAGAAACUCCUUCACCCUCUUCCUCUUCCUCCACCACCACCACUUCCUCCUCCUCAGCUCCUUCCUUUCCCAUGUCAUCUUCUUCAUCUUUUCUUGAUAUAUACCCACAACCACAUCAUAAUAAUUCUGGCUAUCUCGACGAUGGGAACAAGAAGAGCCCCUCGUCACUCGAUUUAUUCUCUAACACCCCAAACAUCAAAUACACCAGUUGUCACACCAAAAGUGACAGCUUUUCAUCGAUGAAUUCUGAAAGCUUGCAGCUAUGUACAGAGGGGCUUGGUUUUGAAAGCUCUGAUGAUGUUGAGGACUUAAAGAGUGAGAUAAGUGAAGAUUGGCAGACGCAGCAGGAGAAAGUAAGUAUUGCAAAGCAUUCUCCAACUGAGAAUCUAUGCACUGAAUUCAGAAGGUCAAAAACAUGUGGUGGAGCAUUCCCUCCUCCGAUUUCUUGUAUAGGGAAGAGCGGUAAGCCUUGGGUUUGCUUCAAGUCUUACAGGCAUGAUGGCAGAUUUGUCCUUAAGGAGAUAAGGAUGCCAAGCCAAGAAUUUUUGCAUGCAUGCAGAGAAGAUGGGCGUCUAAAGCUGCAGUUUGUUCAGCCAAAUGAUGAUAUCCUGGAACUUGAAGAAGAGGAUUUCGAGGAAGAUGAAGGGUUUGAAGAUGUAGAAGUAGAUGUGGAAGAGGAAGAGGAAGAGGAAGAGGACAAUGAAAGCUUCGAUGACGUUGAAGAAGAGAAAAGGACGACCGACAACAGAAGAAAUGAAGUUGGAAAAGAUUCGCUAUAGGUAGAAAAAUUCAAGGGCAGACGUUCCUUUUCUGCUUUUCUUUCCGAAGGGAUUUGCAAAUAAGUAGACAACAGAAGAAAUGAAAUCAACUUUGCUGCUCAUAGAAUAGUCUGUCUUCCUUCUCACCACUCAGAAAAAAAAAAAAAAAAA